AUGAGUGAUACGUUAACAGGUCGUGCGCGAGUGGUCUAUGUAUCCAAUGAUUUCAUCCAUUUGUCUAAAGGUGGAUUGGAUGGCAAAAUUGUCGCUUUUAGAGAUUCUUGGCUCGGAAACAAUUAUGAAUUGCAGGAUUGGGUCACAUUUAAAGCGAAGUCAUACGAAGGUGAUCCAUCGCAUGCUUAUUUCGGUGUUCGAUUUAAAGCCUUAUCAAAAAGUGUAAAAUUUGAAUCGAAAGCAGUUGUAUCAGAAGGAGUGGGGACCUUAUUCAAAGUUGAUGAGCAUCAGGGACAAUAUGGCUUUAUUUACACAAAUGAUGGAAGUACCGUAUAUUUCACUGCAAGUGUUGUUCGCCCAGAUACACACGAUAUUCGAAAUACAUUUAAAGCGGGUGUACAACUGAAAUAUAAAGCAGUCGAGCAGAAACAAAGCACCUGUCGUUGGAGAGCAAUUGCAGUGUGUAACAAGAACGCUACGCUUGAUAAUCCUCUCACAAGUCUUACCAGGAAGGCAUUUCAAAAUUCUACAACAGCAAUGAAUUCAAAAUACGUUAACGGUGAUGGGCAGCAAUCUGAUACUGUACAAGCUACCGCUCGAUCUCCUACACUUUUAUCCCAUAACACUUUUACGCAAUCUACUAAUCAAACUAUUCCGUCAGGUGUUUCUCGUUUUUUACCUCGUUCGAAAAUUUCCGAGAUAGAUUCGAGUAGAUUGUCACUAUCUCCUCUAUUAUCAGUAAAUCCUCCAACUGCAUCCGCCACAUUUGCUGAUUCGAGUGGAAAACGCGUGAAAUUAAUUUUAGCUGGUGAUGCGUAUGAGGAUGCUGUUCGAAUUUUGGCGUACUUUAGGCAUCUCGUGACUAAAUGUUCAUUCGCGAAGCUAGAUCGUGAAUCUGCUGUUUAUCUUGCUGGUGAAGCAAUUCAAUGCAAGGUAGUUUUGCGGAAUAUUGGCCGGGAUGAGGAAUCACUGGCAUGGGGCAGUGUUCAUGUGCAGUGUGAACGGAUUGUUCGCGCUAAUAAAUUUAAUGCGCUUGUAUCGAAGAAGUGCUCCAUGGAGGAGAAGCCACAAGAUAUAGGAACAACUGCAAUGUCUCGUUCUGCUUUUACUGUUUUCUCUUGUCGACCAGUUAUUUUAUUUUGCGAAUUAAUUUUGAAUGUUGGCGAAAGUCGUGAUUUUGAAUGUACACAGCAAUUACCACUGGAUUCCAUACCACCAUCAUUCAAAGGACAUCUAGUGCGUUAUGUAUACAAAUUAACACUUGGUGUACAACAUGUAAAAUCACCGAUCAAACUGAUACAUAUCCCUUUGCGAAUCAUACAAUGUGAUCUCGGAUUGACAUUGCCAUCAUUGCGAACUUCCAAGAACCCAUUUAUAGAUAAUCAUAAUCCUGGGCCAUCUAUUGUAGAAUUAGCUACCGAAGCAGCAGAUUGUUUAACUGCACCCCAGGGUGAUUAUAAAUACAGCAUGACAAAUGCAGUUGGUCGAGUUGCUAAUUUCUUACUAAAUAAAAAAUCUUAUAAAUUAGGUGAGGAUGUUGUAGGACGAUUUAACUUCGAUGGCUGUGCUGUACGAUGCCUUCAGUUUGCUGUAUAUUUACAAUCUGUUGAAACUUUAAUAAAUGAAGAAUGGUACCCAAAUACGUUUGUAGCUACGCAUAUGACUGAGCACGCUGUUUGUGCAUAUUGGACAGAGGCGGCGGUACGCCUACAUGUACCACUUUCAGCUACACCCACUUUCUGCACUGAUACAGUGCACUUAAAAUGGCGCCUCCAUUUUGAAUUUGUGAUAUGUAACAAUUUUAACGAAGAAGUAAACGAAGGACUCUGGCAAGCUCCAGAAAACGUUAACAUAGAAACGAUGUCGUGGGAUUUGGACAUCAAAGUUUUCCCUUGUAGCCCCCACAAUGCUGGUCUUACGAUACCGAAUCUUUCACCUCCAGCUUCCAUUGUAGUGUAA
Thelazia callipaeda (thelaziosis nematode) is the source of this 1959-nucleotide messenger RNA. NCBI's taxonomy places the organism in Eukaryota, Metazoa, Nematoda, Chromadorea, Rhabditida, Thelaziidae. The record is from the annotation of a GenBank genome assembly.